Molecule: messenger RNA, 339 nt
Organism: Entrophospora sp. SA101
Lineage: Eukaryota; Fungi; Glomeromycota; Glomeromycetes; Entrophosporales; Entrophosporaceae
Source: the annotation of a GenBank genome assembly
AUGAAUCGUUUGGGGUUGGAGCAAAAGAGAUUCACCAAAUUAAGCAAUGAAUAUAUUAAGUCGUUUAAUGAAGAAGCAAAAACUGGUAUUUUUUCUAAUACUAUUCCAAAUAAAUAUAUCAAUACGUUGAAUGAAAUGCAGAAAAGUGCAACAAAUUUAUUCAAGUUGAUUACUAAUUUGUGGGAUGAAGGCAAAGAUUUUCAUGUUAGUAAUAGAGUAAAUAAUGGAGUAAAUCCGUUAAACUUAACAAUGCCAAUUGAGAAAGCAUCAGAAUUCGCUAGAAUGUUUGUUAGUGAUUGGAGAAAUAUUAACAACAUCGAUUUUGUUAGUUUGUCGUGA